Polychytrium aggregatum is the source of this 933-nucleotide messenger RNA. RefSeq lists its product as uncharacterized. The record is from RefSeq and is a predicted model, not a curated record. Bases 191 to 781 code for a protein of 196 amino acids. The transcript is spliced from 2 exons. NCBI's taxonomy places the organism in Eukaryota, Fungi, Chytridiomycota, Chytridiomycetes, Polychytriales. Gene Ontology annotation, molecular function: protein binding.
CAAGGAUCCAGACACAGCCGACCGAUCCUGGCUUGAAGAUCAAGCCGACCAAGGAAACCCAUCAGUCUCGUAUUUUUUGGCACGGAUCCUUCAAGUCGAACUCACUAUCGAUCAGUCUGCAGACAAAUCAGAGGCCAUCCGCCAGCAGAUCAUCCACCAUUUGGAGAGUGCCGCCGAGUUCCAACAUCCGAUGGCACAGUUUCGCCUGGCUGGAUGUUAUCGCAACGGACUCGGAAUCGACCCGGACCACACCAAGGCUAUCGAGCUGUACCGCAGUCUGGCCGAACGUGGGAUGCCUCAGGCUCAAGUUUCCCUCGGCCAAUACUUUGAGAAUGGCGAGGGUGUCGAACAAGAUUAUAACAACGCGAUCGAGUGGUACUCCAAGGCUGCCGACCAGGGCAGCGACGAUGGCCGACUCCACAUCUUGUGGAUCGGAAUGUGCCGCUUUUGUGGCGAGGGAAUAUCAGAGGACAGCAAUAAGGCAUUCGAGUGGUUUAGCAAGUCGGCCGAGGAGGGCAACUCAUAUGGGCAGCGGUGGGUUGGAGUGUGCUACUACUGGGGAUACGGAGUAACCCAGGACUACACCAAGGCAGCCGAGUGGUAUCGCAAGUCGGCCGACCAGGACAAUCGAUACGGACAACUUCAGCUGGGCUGGUGCUUCGAGAAUGGCCGGGGUGUUGGUGAGGACGUCGACACCGCCAUCUUCUGGUACCGCAAGUCCGCCGACCAGGGCGACGAAGACUCUAUCGGCAGACUCAAGGAAAUCGGAAAGUGGCCCUAAUCCCCGAGUCUCUCCCAAGUUCCACUCCCAAAGUAAUAAGCUACAACACCCUACAUCCAACCAAAUUUCACCGCCACCAUCAAUCCAAAUCACCAUGAUACCAAAGAGUGGACUUGCAAAGUGGUUCUGAUGAAGCGGCAAUGGCCGAGCAG